Molecule: messenger RNA, 8812 nt
Organism: Coregonus sp. 'balchen'
Lineage: Eukaryota; Metazoa; Chordata; Actinopteri; Salmoniformes; Salmonidae
Source: the annotation of a GenBank genome assembly
GAUGAUGCAGACGUGGAGUGGAAGUUUGCACGCUCCAAGCUGUGGCUGUCCUACUUUGACAACGGCAAGACACUGCCUCCUCCCUUCAGCAUCGUUCCCACUCCCAAGUCCUUCUACCACCACAUCAGGUGGAUAGUCGGCAUGCUGCAUUGCAGAAAACGGAGUGUGAAGAAGGAUGUAGAGCUGGGGAUGGACAGUUCAAAGCCCAGGGUAUGGAUGGAUGGAUGGAUGAGUGUGUGUGUGUGUGUAUGUAUGUACAGUGCCUUCAGAAUGUAUUCAUAUGCCUUGACUUAUUCCACAUUUUGUUGUUACAGGCUGAAUUCUAAAUGGAUUAAAUAUGUUUUUCUUUUAACUCAUCUACACACAAUAAACCAUAUUGACAAAGUGAAACAUGUUUUUAGAAAUGUUAGUACAUUCAUUGAAAAUUAAACACAAAAAUAACACAUUUACAUAAGUAUUCACACCCCUGAGUCAAUACUUUGUUGAAGCACUUUUGGCAGCGAUUACAGCUGUGAAUCUUUCUGGGUAAGUCUCUUGUGCAACAUUUGCCCAUUAUUAUUUUCAAAAUUCUUCAAGCUCUGUCAAAUUGGUUGUUGAUCUUUGCUAGACCAUUUUCAGGUCUUGCUACAAAUUUUCAAGCAGAUUUAAGUUAAAACUGUAACUCGGCUACUCAGGAACAUUCACUGUCUUCUUGGUAAGCAACUCCAGUGUACAGUGAGGGAAAAAAGUAUUUGAUCCCCUGCUGAUUUUGUACGUUUGCCCACUGACAAAGACAUGAUCAGUCUAUAAUUUUAAUGGUAGGUUUAUUUGAACAGUGAGAGACAGAAUAACAACAAAAUAAUCCAGAAAAACGCAUGUCAAAAAUGUUAUAAAUUGAUUUGCAUUUUAAUGAGGGAAAUAAGUAUUUGACCCCUCUGCAAAACAUGACUUAGUACUUGGUGGCAAAACCCUUGUUGGCAAUCACAGAGGUUAGACGUUUCUUGUAGUUGGCCACCAGGUUUGCACACAUCUCAGGAGGGAUUUUGUUCCACUCCUCUUUGCAGAUCUUCUCCAAGUCAUUAAGGUUUCGAGGCUGACGUUUGGCAACUCGAACCUUCAGCUCCCUCCACACAUUUUCUAUGGGAUUAAGGUCUGGAGACUGGCUAGGCCACUUCAGGACCUUAAUGUGCUUCUUCUUGAGCCACUCCUUUGUUGCAUAGGCUGUGUGUUUUGGGUCAUUGUCAUGCUGGAAUACCCAUCCACGACCCAUUUUCAAUGCCCUGGCUGAGGGAAGGAGGUUCUCAUCCAAGAUUUGACGGUACAUGGCCCCGUCCAUCGUCCCUUUGAUGCGGUGAAGUUGUCCUGUCCCCUUAGCAGAAAAACACCCCCAAAGCAUAAUGUUUUCACCUCCAUGUUUGACGGUGGGGAUGGUGUUCUUGGGGUCAUAGGCAGCAUUCCUCCUCCUCCAAACAAGGCGAGUUGAGUUGAUGCCAAAGAGCUUGAUUUUGGUCUCAUCUGACCACAACACUUUCACCCAGUUCUCCUCUGAAUCAUUCAGAUGUUCAUUGGCAAACUUCAGAUGGGCAUGUAUAUGUGCUUUCUUGAGCAGGGUGACCUUGCGGUCGCUGCAGGAUUUCAGUCCUUCACGGCGUAGUGUGUUACCAAUUGUUUUCUUGGUGACUAUGGUCCCAGCUGCCUUGAGAUUAUUGACAAUAUCCUCCCGUGUAGUUCUGGGCUGAUUCCUCACCGUUCUCAUGAUCAUUGCAACCACGAGGUGAGAUCUUGCAUGGAGCCCCAGGCCGAGGGAGAUUGACAGUUAUUUUGUGUUUCUUUCAUUUGUGAAUAAUCACACCAACUGUUGUGACCUUCUCACCAAGCUGCUUGGCGAUGGUCUUGUAGCCCAUUCCAGCCUUGUGUAGGUCUACAAUCUUGUCCCUGACAUCCUUGGAGAGCUCUUUGGUCUUGGCCAUGGUGGAGAGUUUGGAAUCUGAUUGAUUGAUUACUUCUGUGGACAGGUGUCUUUUAUACAGGUAACAAGCUGAGAUUAGGAGCACUCCCUUUAAGAGUGUGCUCCUAAUCUCUGCUCGUUACCUGUAUAAAAGACACCUGGGAGCCAGAAAUCUUUCUGAUUGAGAGGGGGUCAAAUACUUAUUUCCCUCAUUAAAAUGCAAAUAAAUUUAUAACAUUUUUGAAAUGCGUUUUUCUGGAUUUCUUUGUUGUUAUUCUGUCUCUCACUGUUCAAAUAAACCUACCAUUAAAAUUAUAGACUGAUCAUUUCUUUGUCAGUGGGCAAACGUACAAAAUCAGCAGGGGAUCAAAUACUUUUUUCCAUCAAUGUAGAUGUGGCCUCGUGUUUUAGGUUAUUGUCCUGCUGAAAGGUGAAUUCAUCUCCCAGUGUCUGGUGGAAAGCAGACUGAACCAGAUUUUCCUGAAGGAUUUUCCUUGUGCUUAGCUCCAUUCCAUUUCUUUUUUAUCCUGAAAAACUCCCCAGUCCUUAACGAGUACAAGCAUACCCAUAACAUGAUGCAGCCACCACUAUGCUUGAUAAUAUGGAGAGUGGUCCUCAGUAAUGUGUUGUAUUGGAUUUGCCCCAAACAUAAGACUUUGCAUUUAGGACAAAAAGUUAAUUGCAGUAUUACUUUAGUGCCUUGUUUGAAGCAGGAUGCAUGUUGUAGAAUAUUUUUAUUCUGUACAGCAGUGUCCUUCCUUUCCGGCAACUGAGUUAUAGGAAGGACGCCUGUAUCUUUGUAGUGAGUAGGUGUAUUGAUACACUAUCCAAAGUGUAAUUAAUAACUUCACCAUGCUCAAAGGGAUAUUCAAUGUCUGUCCCCCCCCCCCCCCCCCCCCCCCCCCCCCCAUCCCCAUCUACCAAUAGAUGCCCUUCCUUGCGAGGCAUUGGAAAACCUCCCUGGUCUUUGUGGUUGAAUCUGUGUUUGAAAUUCACUGCUCAACUGAGGGACCUUACAGAUAAUUGUAUGUGUGGGGUACAGAGAUGAGGUAGUCAUUAAAAAAUCAUGCUAAACACUAUUAUUGCACACAGAGUGAGUCCAUGCAACUUAUUAUGUGACUUGUUAAGUAAAUUCUUACUCCUGAACUUAUUUAGGCCUGCCAUAACAAAGUGGAUGAAUACUUAUUGACUCAAAACAUUUCAGCUUUUCAUUUUUAAUACAUAUUUUUUUUAUUCAUCAGAAAACAUCAAUCCACUUUGACAUGAUGGGGUAUUGUGUAGGCCAGUCACACAACAAAUCUAAAUUUUAAAUUCAGGCUGUAAAAAGUCAAGGGGUGUGAAUACCUUCUGAAGGCACUGUAUGUAAUGUAUGUAAGUAUGUAUGUAUGUGCCCAAUUAAAUAACAUACCCAAAUCUAACUGCUUGUAGCUCAGGACCUGAAGCGAGGAUAUGUAUAUUCUUGAUACCAUUUGAAAGGAAACACUUUGAAGUUUGUGGAAAUGUGAAAUUAAUGUAGGAUAAUAUAACACAUUAGAUCUGGUAAAAUAUAAUACAAACCAAAAAAUAAGUUUUUGUUUUGUUUUUGUUUUUCAUCAUCUUUGAAAUGCAAGAGAAAGGCCACAAUAAAAUAUUGCAGUUUAGGUGCAAUUUAUGUAGGAGAAUAGAACACAUUAAUGGCUGUGAUAUAUUUUGGCUGUGAUAGAUGGCAGCAGUGUAUGUGCAAAGUUUCAGAUUGAUCCAGUGAAGCAUUGCAAUACUGGACUAUUUUGUAUCAAGUCUGCCCAAAUGUGCCGAAUUGGUCAAUUCAUACAAGUACAUAACUAUAGAGAACAUACAAAAAUGAUAUGGUAAUGCAAAAUGUAAGUUUACACACUCCCAGGAAUGUCAUACAUGAUGGAUCAUUAGCUUAUACACUAACUUUCACAGAUCUAGAUGGCCGGAUGUGGAACCGGGUGUGGAACCAGAGACAGCAGGGGUUCAAACUGUAGAACCCAGUUCCUACAUUUGAAUAUAAACAUUUAUUUUAUCAAACAAAACUAUGCUACAUUUUAUCUCUGGGACCCUUAGGAUGACAAAUCAGAGCAAGAUUACUGAAUGGAAGUACAUUAUUUACCUUCAGAGGUGAAUGUAUCAAACCAGUUGCCGUGAUAAGUUUUUUGUUGUUGUGCACUCUCCUCAAACAAUAGCAUGGUAUUUGUUCACUGUAAUAGCUACUGUAAAUUGGACAGUGCAGUUAGAUUAACAAGAUUUUAUGCCUUCUGCCCAUAUAAGACAUGUCUAUGUCCUGGAAAGUUUGCUGUUACUUACAACAGUCAUGCUAAUCACAUUAACGCACGUUAGCUCAACCGUCCUGUAUACGGGACACCGAUCCCGUAGCGGUUAAGAAAACCAAUGGUUGGCCCUCAUGUCUCUAUCACAAUCUAUUCAAAAGUCAUUGGAGUUUUUACCCUUGUUGUUUGGACAAAAUUAGAUAUCGAUUUUGAGACAUGAUAUGUAGUAUUUUCAUAAUUUAGUAUACACUUUUAACAUUAAUGCUAAAUUCCUGUUCUUUUUAGAAGAUUUCUCUGAAAAAUUUCAACGGAGCACUGUAAUAGGUUACAAAAUCGGAUAUACUGUUUAUGAUAUGUUAGAGAAAGACUCCACUGAACGUUUCAGAACAUGAAGAAUUAUAUUUGUCUUGGUAAAAUGUAUUUUAUACCAUAAGGAAGUGAAAUUUCAUCACCAAAGCACGUUUUCACCCACUCUGGGUUUCCCUGCCGGUUGGUAAGUAGUGUUCCUAGAGAUGAUGUCUUUGUUGACGGUAAAGUUCUUUGGGGUGUAACUGUACACAUUAGGGCUGUAAUUACUUUCAGAGGCCAGGCUACGGAAUGAUGUGCAAAUAGGAUGCCGUCCGUAUACAACAUCCAUCGUAGUUGCAGUCCCGAAGCUAGGCUGAAACAUGGGGUUGCCCAUAUGCCCCAUUCGGCUAAUUAUGAGCUAGAUCCCAAACUCUAAACAUGAUCUUGAUAUAAGCAAUGUAUUGAUGACUUUAAUGUCCCCCAAAAAACUUGCAUAAACACAGUGAAUUUAAUGUAGGCCUACCUGUUACAAUUGACCCGUGUUACAUUUAGGUCUCCCCUAUGCACUCACAGCGAAUUGCAGGGAGCUAAUGUGCCUAAACCAUGCUGAUAUAGCCAACUAGGUAAAUGACUAUUCUAGGCCUACUAUGCGGUUGUCCGAUUUACUGGUCUUGUUGGCAGAGGAAAAGUAAACAUGGACAGUUCUAGCAUCUUCAAAGUGCGCCUCGGCAGAUUAUUUUUUUCAUGUUCCAUAUUUUUGGGGUGUGGCGGCAACAAUUUAGCAGAGGCGGAGCCGCUCCAGCCGAAUAGGCUACAGGAGCAACGCUGGAAAGCCGCUCCAGCCGGAUACAACAUGGCGUACAUUUAAUGGGGUGAACUCUGUUUAAGGGGUUUAUGAUUGUCCUUGUCCAUUGUAAUAUCCGUAUAGGAUUUCCCAAUGCAAUGUUGUCUCUGUAUUGUCAUAAUUUGCACUCCCAUCUUUUUGACCCUAGAGAGGAUCAAUGGCAUUUGCAUUAUGUCUGUGGCUCGCCAUAUUUACAUUGAAAAUAAUGAUGUACGCUAUCCACCUAAAGAGAUGCAUAUAGGCUAUUUAUUGAUGCAUCUGGAGUACUAGAGUCUAAUAAGAGCACAUGGACUAUUAUUCAAGUCCUACUUGAAAAUGGCAACUGAAACAUGUAUCAUAUUUAUAUGUAUGGAGAUGACUGUUCUCUGGAAAUUCCCAUUUAAGACAAGUUUGAACCAAUGUAGUUUGAUGCCUCUCUCUAAUUUGAUCCCUUGGAGGAAAUAAUUUACUUAAAACUUCAAUCAGUAGGCCCCCAUGGCAUAUAUAGAAUAACAGUAUCAAGAUGAUUCGUGUGGCCAAGGUCACUUUCUUUCUCUCUGUGUCGUCUGUCGCCCUCUCUCUCUGUCUCUCUUGCUGUCUCUCUUGCUGUCUCUCUCUCUGUCCCUCUCUCUCUCUUUGUCUCUUGUUUUCUCUUUACAUUAACUACAUUUGACCACAUAGAUUUCUCCUCUGAGGCCUAUUUCAAAUGGCAAUCUGACAACUGGACUGGAAAUGUUGCGGCAUUGUUAUCUCAAUAGGCAAGCCACAAGGAAGACCCGUUGCAGUUGGUCUACAAUGUUUUCUUUACCAGAAACAUUCAUAGUAAUAUAGACCCCUUUCCAUUACACGACACACUGACGUCACGCAGAGAUGCGCGCGACUCUUGGUUGCAGUAAGAAAGCCAUCGCCAUCUGAGCCCAUUCAACACAGCCUAGAUUUACAUUUUUAUUAUUUCUAAACAAAAUAACUUUUUUGGGUUCUCAUACGCUUACAAUGAUGUUUUGGUUCUUGCUUGAACAGUCACUAAGAUUAUAUUUGGUUGUGACCUUUGCAAAAUAACUAUUUUGGAUGCAGCAGUUGUUAGCUAGAAUGCUAACGCUAAUUUACGUACAUUAGGCUGCAGCAAAAGCUAGCCAAAGAGCCAUUUUACUAGUUGAAGUUGAAGUGUUUUUCAAGUAUAAUGCAGUUGAUUUGUGAUGAUGACACAAACAUUAUAUUAAGCAGGACAUUUAUACGAGCUUUAAAAUCCAAUUAUAAUCCAAAAGUAGUGUGAAAUGCACUCAUAAGCAACAUGUAAAUAGAGGCUUUUUUUGCUGCCGUGCUAUAAGAACUCCCCUGUGUUCUGCCACCAACUUGCACGCAUCGCCCUCGUGUGGCAAUGUUUGCAAACACAGAAAGGGGUCUAUAGUGUGUUAUGUUGUUUUUGGUUUUAAAACAUGCAAAUAUGGGGUACAUUGAAUUCCAUUGGUUUUUGGUCAGACACAUGCUAUUUAUUUGUACUCCUGAGUGGCGCAGUGGUCUAAGGCACUGCAUCGCAGUGCUAACUGUGCCACUAGAGAUCCUGGUUCGAAUCCCUUGUUGUUUGGACAUGAGUCUCCCGGCCGCGACCGGGAGACUCAUGGGCGGCGCACAAUUGGCCCAGCGUCGUCCAGGGUAGGGGAGGGAAUGGCCAGCAGGGAUGUAGCUCAGUUGAUAGAGCAUGGUGUUUGCAACGCCAGGGUUGUGGGUUCGAUUCCCACGGGGGGGCAGUAUAAAAAAAAUAUGUAUUCACUAACUGUAAGUCGCUCUGGAUAAGAGCGUCUGCUAAAUGACUAAAAUGUAUUUAUAAAAAAAAAAUUUGGGGGGGGCUAGAAACAAAAUGGGUUGAGACCGCUUCUGUUACCCUGAACUCAAUGUAUUUCUUCCAUUAUCUACCUGCAGCAGAUUGAUAGGUGAGGUGGGGGGCCAAGAAUGUCUUUGGGUAGACCCCCUGUUAGCCUGUAGGGAAUCUAAGAGUGGCUGGGUAGUGGGUAGAAGAAGCCACGACUGAUGACUAAUAAGGCUCACUGUGCACUUGAGGCCAGAUGGCUUUGGUCAAAUAUUUUUUUUUUUACCACACUAUCGAACUAUACUUGGUAAGUGAAGCCUCUCCAAGCUCUUUAGCCAUAAGACACUGACAGCUAAUGCACGGCCUUCAUCAGAGCAGUGACAGGGCCAGUUGAGACCCUGGUAUUUUGACAAUGUUCCAGGUAUGAUGUGAAACAAUGUAGUAUUAGCUUUUUGAUCUCCCAAAACGUAUUUGUGCGUGUGUGUGUGUGUAAAUGUACGGGCGUGUGUGCUUGCAAGUGUUAAAACCAGGGGUUGGAAGCAAAAUUAUUUUCCAAUUGUUUUGUUCUGAACAGAAACACUAUUUAUUUUGUUUCGUACCACUGUUCCUACCAGCAAAAUAAAGUUCUGAACCGGUUUGAUCAAGUUGAUAUUGUUCCUUUCUGUUCCUUUUUAACCUGUGAAAUCAACAGUUUUUUACAUUUAGUACAUUAAAUGACUUCACCAAUCAGUGCGGAGAGAGCAGGCAAGCUAGUUGUUUACAUGUGUGAUGGACAGACAAGUGUAGCCUAUGGCGCAAGAUGCUACUGAAAUUUUGCGGGUGGGGAGAGGGCAAGAGAGACAUUUUGCAGGUGGAGAGAGAGUUGAGCAGGAGGCUUGAAGCACUUGGCAUCUUGUUAUGACAUGCAUUAUCUGAAUUAGGUCCACAGAAUUAUACCAAGGAGGAGCGGCUUCUAUGGAGGAGCUUUGAAUGUCCUUUGAGCUAGCUAGCUAACAAGCUUGAGCUAGCUAGCUAACAGGCUUGUGUGUGCAGAGCGGCACCAGAAUUAAAAACACGUCUUACCUUUUUGUAGUUAAUAAAUCCAACGUGAAACGUUUAACUAGGCUAUAGUAUCCUUAACUAGCAUUGAAAAAGUUGAUCCAUUCUUCUCUAGCCAAUUAAAAAUCUCCCUCCCUAUCUUCUGAAUCAAGCUUGUAACGUCAGUACAGUAGUCUAUGUUUAGGAGGGGGGAGGGCUGCAGGUAACUUAAACAUGCACACUCACAGGCAAAGAUUUUCAGCUUGCAGGCAGACACUGGAAUACGUUUCUGAGUGAGUAGGGCUUUGCAUAGGUGCUUUGUUGCGUUUUGUUGUGGGAAUAGAAAAAAAUGCCUGGAAUGUAAAAGGACGUUAUUAACUGGUUCCCAUGAUUUUUAAAUAACGGUUCUGUUCCAGAACAGUAUGGAUCACUUUCGUUCCAGGUUCCAUAUCUGUUCCUUGAAAGAUUUAGUUAUUUUCCGGUUUUCUGUUCUGUUCCCUGAACCGGUUCCAACCCCUGGUUAAGACUCUCAUUGAUCAUUGGUCCUUAUUUUUAUAAUGGUUAAUUGAGUAUUCAGAUAAAAUAUCCAAAUGUGCUUUUGUUUGUGUUUGUCUGGGGUUUGCAGCUCAAUCUCUUCACCCAGUCCAACCUGCGCAUUGCAGAGUCCCACCGCAUCCUGA